Nezara viridula (southern green stink bug) is the source of this 1680-nucleotide messenger RNA. The record is from the annotation of a GenBank genome assembly. Lineage: Eukaryota; Metazoa; Arthropoda; Insecta; Hemiptera; Pentatomidae.
GCCAAUUCGUUUGAUUCAGUUCAGGUUUGUUGUUUAUGUGUCGUCUGUUUUUAUUAAUUUGUUUAAAUGGAUCUUAUCCAAUUAACCCAGCGGCAGAAUGAAGGUUUUAUCACCAACCAUUCAUAUAGCAAUUUAAUGCACCAUAAACUUCUUAAAAGAAUGCAUUCUCAUCAAAGUGAAGUUUACCAGAAGAAAUUUUCCCCAUAUGGCGCUGAUUUUUCUUCUCUGAACAACAGAUUAUUGGUUGCUCAUUCAGGUCAACAUGUUUCAUUAUAUGACAUGGCAAAGCCUAUCAAGGCAGGAUACGAAUGUAUGAAAGUUUGGGAAAUCCAAAGUACUUUACGUACUGGCCUGGAGAGUAUUAAUUGGAACUCUCAAGGUGAUUUUUUCACCUUUUCAGCUAAAGACCAACACCUCUACUGUGUUGAUGUUGAACAUAUGGAAGAAAUAGACAAAAUAAAAAUAAAAGAAGCUCAUCGAAUUUUUCAACACAAGCCCAGUCCUCAUAAUCCCGAAAUAGUUGCAGUGGCAUCACCUUUACCGGAUGUCGUUUUAGUAGAUUUGAAAUCUGGAAAUUUGACUAGUACUGCUCCAUUUCAUCCUAGUGGUGUGCUUUCAAUUUCCUGGUGUGGUCGAAAUGAAAAUUUAUUAGGAACAGCUGGAGAUAAUGGAGUUAUCUUCUGGGACAUCAGGCAAUUUAGAAAGCCUAUGUAUGUUAAUGGAGACAAUUGUGCUAUUAGUGGUGUUCUGCCUAAUUUUGAAAUUAUUUCAUUCACAGACGAUCUAGUUGUUUUAAAUCCAGACCGGACACUUACGGUGUGGAAUGCUCACAAACUGCAUAAAAUUUCUCAUUGUGGGCCAUUUAAUAAUGUCCCUUAUAAUAGGAACGUAAGAUACCAAUUUGCACUAAGUGGAACUUCAAAGCCUGGACUAAUAUUCAUGCCUGAAAAUCAAGAUAUAGUAGUUUACGAUUUCCAAACGAUGGAUAUGACAUGUGUUCUUCAACAUGGGCAUAUAAUGCCUGUACAAAUAUGUCAUUUCAGCGAAUACCGCUACCAGAUAUUUUCCAGUUCCUUGGAUGGAAGUCUUGCAUGGGUUCCGAAACCACUUCUUUGGGGCCAGUGCUGGACAAGCUCUGUUCUUGAUGAGUAAAUUAAUUAAUUUAUUUUCCAGUUUAUUUAUUUUCAGCCAAUUUUACACCAAUUUUUAAAAUUAUCAAGUUCAUGACUACACAUCUCAAUUACAACGUUUUACCUCGUCUAGCCAUUUUCAAGUCUAAAAGAAAUUUUUCAAUUUACAAUCAUAUCUAAACUUUACAUAUUUCAAAAUAUAAAGAUUUUUUAUAUAUAGCAUUUCCAAGUCAAUUUCAACCUUUUCCAAGUCAAUUUCAACCUUUUCCAAAUCAAAUUAAACUUUUUCCAAGUCAAAUUCAACCUUUUCCAUUUCAAAUUAAACCUUUUCCAUUUCAAAUUCAACCUUUUUUUAUUUAUUUAAUUAUCAUUAAUUUUUCGAUGCGUGGGUCUGUUAUCGUAUGAGUAGUUUUUUAAAAUAACCUCCUUUUUAAGAUUACAUGACUGCGUUUCGAAUUAUUUAAGUUUUUUUGACUUAUUCGAUAUAAGGGUGUAUUUUUAUGUUUCCCGAUCAGUAAAUUUUUAAAAUGACAUCUAUUUUAUGUUUACG